Molecule: messenger RNA, 1460 nt
Organism: Suncus etruscus (white-toothed pygmy shrew)
Lineage: Eukaryota; Metazoa; Chordata; Mammalia; Eulipotyphla; Soricidae
Gene: SCN2B
Product: sodium voltage-gated channel beta subunit 2
Exons: 4
Coding region: 195-842 (215 amino acids)
Biological process (GO): cardiac muscle cell action potential involved in contraction; membrane depolarization during cardiac muscle cell action potential; regulation of sodium ion transmembrane transporter activity
Cellular component (GO): membrane; voltage-gated sodium channel complex
Molecular function (GO): sodium channel regulator activity
Source: RefSeq, a predicted model, not a curated record
CCCUCUCUCUUUUUAGCAGCCACAUACCAGCCGGCCAUAUUAGAGAGAUGGAAAUAAAGCUUCCUUAAUGUUGUUUGUGUCUUUGAAGUCUAGCGUGCUUAUUUUUUUUUUUAAUUUUAGUAUUAACCAACCCUCCCUCCUAUCCCUGAGUCCCUCUCAUCCCAGCUCCCUGCCCUUCCCCUGCACUCCUGAAAAUGCUCACAGAUGCCCGGCUCCCUCGCUCAGCCUUCAGCCUCACAGGGCUCAGCCUCCUUUUCUCACUAGUACCCCCAGGGCGAAGCAUGGAGGUCACGGUACCUGCUGUGCUCAAUGUUCUCAAUGGCUCGGAUACACGGCUGGCCUGUACUUUUAACUCCUGCUACACGGUGAACCACAAGCAAUUCUCACUCAACUGGACCUACCAGGAAUGCAAUAACUGCUCGGAGGAGAUGUUUCUCCAGUUCCGCAUGAAGAUCAUCAACCCCAAACUGGAGCGCUUCCGGGACCGUGUGGAGUUCUCAGGGAAUCCCAGCAAGAAUGACGUGUCAGUGAUGCUGAGGAAUGUGCAGCUAGAGGACGAAGGUGUCUACAGCUGCUACGUCAUGAACCCCCCAGACCGACAACGCGGCCAUGGCAGGAUCACACUCAAUGUCCUCCUGGAAGUGCCCCCGAAGCGGGACUCCACAGUGGCUGUGAUUGUGGGUGCAUCCGUGGGGGGCUUUCUGGCCGUGGUCAUCCUGGUGCUGAUGGUGGUGAAGUGUGUGCGCAGGAAAAAGGAGCAGAAGCUGAGCACGGACGACCUGAAGACGGAGGAGGAGGGCAAGACAGAUGGGGAGGGCAACUCGGAGGACGGUGCCAAGUAGUCCCUUGUCCUGUCCCCCACCCCCGCCCCUCACCCGUCCUCCCAGUGUGUUUCUCUCCACCCCUCGCCUGGUGUCCCUUGCCCUGUUCCCUGCGUGACCCAGCUCUCUCGAUGGGGAAAACCACCCUGGGGUCUGGGAUGAGAGGCCCCGAGGGGUGGCAUCAGGGUGCUCCAGACUAUACUUGGGAGGAAAUCUGGAGCAGUGCAAGGCAGGGCUUUGUUGCCAACCUGGCCAACAUGCAGGUGGAUGGAUGGUCUGGUAGCAGCUUCAGGGAUGAGACGGCCCCUGGCAGCCCUGGCACUUGGGGGCUGUAAAGGGAACCUCUCCCAGCAUGGAAAGGAGUUCAGUGCAGCAAGUAGGGGUCAAGGAUUGGUCCCAGGGACCCACUCACUCCCGCUGCCAUCAUACUUGCUCCCCUAGAAGCCUGGUGGCUUUGCGGUGACUGGUUGUCCUCUGGGUUUGGGGGAUCAUGGUACCGGGAGAGCAGUUAAAGGGACUGGGGAGGUGACCUUAAGUCUAGGAUCACUUUUCCCCAUGUACAAAAAGGGGUCUACUGAGAAACAGCUGUGCCAGCACCAGAGCAGAUGGGGAGACAGGACAGGGUAGGAUACGGGCAAC